GCGCUGCUCUCGCGAGCUGUCCAGGUCGAAAGGAGCGGAAAAUGUCGUCGCGCGAGUCUGGCAAGCGUAUCGACCUGCAGUGCUGGCCUAUGGCCCUGCUCCUCGCUUUGGGCGUUGAAGGGGCUCUGGCGCUACCCGAGGUAUGCACCCAAUGUCCCGGGAGUGUACAAAAUUUGUCGCAAGUGGCCCGUUAUUGUAAGAAAUCAUCGACCCUAAUGGUGCAAGCCCGCUGCUGUACGAAUCAGAAGGGCACCAUCUUGGGGCUGGAUCUCCAGAACUGUUCUCUGAAGGAUCCUGGUCCAAACUUUCCUCAGGCAUAUACUGCUGUUAUUGUAGAUCUUCAAACAAACCCCCUGAAGGCUGACUUGGGCAACACCUUCCGUGGCUUUACCCAGCUUAAGACUCUGAUACUGCCACAAGCUGUCAACUGUCCUGGAGGUAAUAAUACCUGGGAAAAUGUGAGCAUUCAUGUAAACAGCAAAAUCUGCGAAGGGCAAAAGAACCUCUGCAAUGGCACUGUGGGAUUAGAAAUGUGUCCUGAAAAUGGAUCUUGUCUAUCUAAUGGUCCUGGUCUCACUCAGUGUACUUGUUCCGAUGGCUUCCGUGGAUACAAGUGUAUGCGUCAGGGCUCCUUCUCACUGCUUAUGUUCUUCGGGAUUCUGGGCUCCACCACAUUGUCCAUUUCCUUCCUGCUCUGGGGAACUCAACGCCGAACAGCCAAGAGUUCCUGAACCAAAUAAGGCUUCCUGCUGAUCUGCGAUCUUCCUGAGCGGUUUUAGCGCAGCCAAGGAGAUUUGCUUCCCUGACAGGCCUCAUUGGGCAGUGGCACCGCCUCGCUGCUGAGGCUGCUUUGGAAGGAAGAUGGAAAAUUGUGCUACCCUGGAGUGUGGUGAAACCUGUGUAGUUCUCAUUUGUA
Octodon degus (degu) is the source of this 916-nucleotide messenger RNA. RefSeq names its product all-trans retinoic acid induced differentiation factor (gene Atraid). The record is from RefSeq and is a predicted model, not a curated record. Gene Ontology annotation, cellular component: intracellular membrane-bounded organelle. The transcript is spliced from 7 exons. Bases 42 to 731 code for a protein of 229 amino acids. NCBI's taxonomy places the organism in Eukaryota, Metazoa, Chordata, Mammalia, Rodentia, Octodontidae. Gene Ontology annotation, biological process: positive regulation of osteoblast differentiation.